UGGUGUUCAAACAGGUAUAUUGCGUGUCCAAAAUGAAUGAAAUAGGUUUUCGAUCAUAAGCGAUGUGAUUGGUCAUGCUCGGUUGCAUCAGAGGCUCUGAUUGGCUACCCACCUCAUUAAUUCGGGAUUUGCCCUAUAGAGUUCACACCUGAAGAAGGGGUUUGCGCGUGGCUUGUUCGCAGAAGCUAGAAAAGCAUUUGUUUUCGCUCGUGCACAUUGUGAACAAAGAGCUAGGAGAAAGUACACCAACUCAAAAGGCUCAUUCCCGUCUCAGAUAGUGUCCAGUUGAGGUCUUUGAUCUUAAGGGACCACAAAUCUGCAGCACUCGGAAACACUGCCUUCAAUACUGCUCACUCUCUUCGCUGUCUUGUCACAGAGCUUUUUAAAGCUUUCAACUAUCUGAGCUCAUCAAGGGAAAUGGUUCUCCAAAGACUUGGAAGUUUGUUUUGCGAAAACUCCUCUCACAGUCGAAGGGAAAUGGUUCACGACCUCAUUGCCAGUGGAAACUUUGAAACAUCUGAGCUCAAAAUUGGUAAGCUUCUUGGAAGUGGUGGAUUUGGGAGUGUAUACGAGACGGUCUUUCGCGGAGAGCGGCUGGCGCUCAAGAAACUACACAAAGGACUCAAAAACGAACGCGCAGCUCGGGAAAGUUUUGAGGCAGAAACUUCUGUCCUCAAGUUUGCACAUCCUAAUAUUGUAAGAACUUUUGCUCUGCUAGUUAUAUGUGACACGAACUGUAUAAUUAUGGAAUAUGCUGGGGACAGAAAUUUACAGAACGUUAUAAACGACUCGUUUGAGUCACUUACAGCUCCACGCCGCACGAAAUUCGCCCUGGACAUAGCACAUGCACUGGAUUAUGCUCACGAAAAAGGGAUUGUACACUUAGACCUCAAACCAAGUAAUGUUAUGGUAUCAUGCGAAGAUCACUGUAAACUAGCUGAUUUCGGUUGCUGCCAAGCUGUAGAAGUUAACGAUAAACCUGCCAGUCCGACCAAAUCCAACCUGACGGGCACAUAUGCUUACAGAGCUCCUGAGUUACUUAGAGGUGAAUGCCCAACCACUAAGGCAGACAUUUAUUCUUACGGUAUAUGUUUGUGGCAAAUGCUUACAAGAGAACUCCCUUACGGGAAUCAAAACCAGCACGUUAUCAUUUUUGGUGUAGUGGCUUACCAACUGCGACCAAAGCUAUCAGGAGAAAUAAAUACUUGUGAUGAAGAAUAUGUAAAUCUGAUUCAACAAUGUUGGGAGGCUGAUCCAAAGCAAAGGCCUUUGGCUUCCGAGAUAGUCGUUAAAGUAAAAAAUGUUUUUAGAACUUAUGAUAUCGAAAUGUGCUCUAAGGAUGUAGCCUUUAUAUCCAGCGAAGGACAACAGCCAAAACUGAACAGAAUUGAACUAUGCGGUUCGCAGUCAGAGGAAUACGACUCGAACCAGCCAGACACUUACAGCUGCAGUUUUUAAUGCGAGAAGAAAGAUAUAGAACAGCCAACUAUGAAUGAAUUACCCUUGUGCUUGUUCGCAUAUUAACUUGUUCUUUCAUGCAAAUCAAGACUUUUAAUAUAGAAAUUUUCAUUUCAAACUGAUCAAGUGAUUAACAAUUAACGUAUAAUGUAACUAGGUUUCCAAUUUAAAUGUGGUUUAUUUUGUAAUUUCAUACAUAAAUAAUAAAGAAGAGAAAGCUAGACGAUU
Messenger RNA from Actinia tenebrosa (Australian red waratah sea anemone), 1686 nucleotides. Its product is annotated as serine/threonine-protein kinase mos. Gene Ontology annotation, molecular function: ATP binding; protein serine/threonine kinase activity. NCBI's taxonomy places the organism in Eukaryota, Metazoa, Cnidaria, Anthozoa, Actiniaria, Actiniidae. Gene Ontology annotation, biological process: protein phosphorylation. The record is from RefSeq and is a predicted model, not a curated record.